Achroia grisella is the source of this 823-nucleotide messenger RNA. RefSeq lists its product as uncharacterized. The coding region runs from base 1 to 483 and encodes 160 amino acids. NCBI's taxonomy places the organism in Eukaryota, Metazoa, Arthropoda, Insecta, Lepidoptera, Pyralidae. The record is from RefSeq and is a predicted model, not a curated record. The transcript is spliced from 4 exons.
AUGAUUUUGGUUGUGGUUAAAACUUCGUUUAUAAAGGGAAAAUUUGGUAUAGCUGUAACUAAAUUCGAAUUAUGUAAAGGGCCCAAAAUAAAGGAUUGUUGCACAUGGAAAUAUCGUAUAGAAAACGAAAAUGUUAUGACGUUUGAAGCAGAGAUGACUGAAAAUAUGCCAUCUGUAAAAGGGAAAAUUCUUGUAUCAACGAAUGGUAAAGAAUCAUUUAGAUUACAGAUGAAUAGACUGUGUGAUCAUCUUUUUGUGGGACCUUUGGUUAAAACGUUUUUAAAUUUUACUAACAACUGUAUCAUUUUGAAGGGACACUAUGAUUUCACAGUGGAUGUUGAGAAAGCCGCGCAAAACUACUAUGGAGGAUCCUUUAUAUACGGGAAUUUAACAUUCAAAGCUGCGUUUAAUAACAACCAGUGCAAUUUAUUCUGCGGUGUGUUUGUUUUGAAUUUUUACCCAAAAAAUGCAACAAACUCUUAAUAUUUAUAAUUAUAAGUUGUUUAAAUUUCUUUACGCAAUUAUAAAUAUGACAUUCACUUGCUGAAGAAGUUUAUAAUAGAAGUAGUAAAUCAAAAAUCAUACAUAAAAUGUUUCAUAUUCAAGUAUGUAUCACUAUUUUAUAGUUUCAUAAAUACCGUUUUGUCCUCGGAAUUUUCACAAACGUACCGCAUUAUGGGAAGUAACUGUCACAUACAAUAAUAAGUAUAUUAUGAUGGUCAUAAAAUAUAUAUUUUGUUUUCUAUGUAGAUACUUCAUUUAAUCUGAGUAUAUUCCUCUGUUGUGAUGAAUCUACUGUUAAAAAUUUAAACCCUAAUUUAUA